AUGUUCGUUUACAAGAGAGAUGGACGCAAGGAACGCGUGCAGUUUGAUAAGAUCACUGCCCGUGUGUCCAGACUGUGUUACGGACUCGACCCCGAGCACGUCGAUGCCGCUGCUAUCACCCAAAAAGUCAUCUCUGGUGUCUACCAGGGUGUGAACACCAUUGAGCUGGACAACUUGGCUGCCGAGACCGCUGCAUACAUGACUGUCACACAUCCCGAUUAUGCCAUCCUGGCCGCUCGUAUUGCCGUUUCCAACCUCCACAAACAAACCAAGAAGCAGUUUUCUAUGGCCAUCUCAGAUCUCUACCACUAUGUCAACCCCAAGAACGGCAAGGCCGCCCCCAUGAUCUCCCAAGGAACCUAUGAGACUGUCAUGAAGCACGCCGAUGAGCUCAACUCGGCUAUUGUCUACGACCGUGACUUCAACUACAACUACUUUGGUUUCAAGACCCUGGAGCGUUCAUACCUCCUCCGUGUCGAUGGCAAGGUUGCUGAGCGUCCUCAGCACUUGCUCAUGCGUGUCUCUGUCGGCAUUCACGGUGAGGAUAUUGAGAAGGCCAUUGAGACCUACCACUUGAUGUCCCAGAAGUACUUCACCCACGCUUCCCCCACUCUUUUCAACGCCGGUACUCCUUCCCCCCAGCUUGCUUCUUGCUUCCUGGUUGAUAUGAAGGAUGACAGCAUUGAGGGUAUCUAUGACACUCUCAAGACCUGUGCCAUGAUCUCCAAGACCGCCGGUGGUAUCGGUCUUAACGUUCACAAUAUCCGUGCCACUGGCUCUUACAUUGCCGGUACCAACGGCUCUUCCAACGGUAUCGUUCCUAUGCUCCGUGUCUACAACAACACCGCUCGCUACGUCGACCAGGGUGGUAACAAGCGUCCUGGUGCCUUUGCCAUCUACCUUGAGCCGUGGCACGCGGAUGUCUUCGAGUUCCUGGACCUGCGCAAGAACCACGGUAAGGAGGAGGUUCGUGCUCGUGACCUGUUCUACGCCCUGUGGACCCCCGAUCUGUUCAUGAAGCGUGUUGAGGCCAACGGUGACUGGACUCUGAUGUGCCCCAACGAGGCCCCUGGUCUCGCUGACGUCUACGGUGACGAGUUCGAUGCUCUUUACGAGAAGUACGAGCGCGAGGGCCGUGGCCGUCGUACCAUCAAGGCCCAGAAGCUGUGGUAUGCCAUUCUCGAGGCUCAGACUGAGACCGGUAACCCUUUCAUGCUGUACAAGGAUGCUUGCAACAAGAAGAGCAACCAGAAGAACUUGGGUACCAUCCGCAGCUCCAACCUGUGCACUGAGAUCAUCGAGUACAGCGCCCCCGAUGAGGUGGCUGUCUGCAACUUGGCCUCCCUGGCUCUUCCCACCUUUGUUGAUGCUGCUCGUGGCGAGUAUGACUUUGGCAAGCUGCACGAGGUCGUCCAAGUUCUGGUCCGCAACUUGAACAAGAUCAUUGACAUUAACUACUACCCCGUCCCCGAGGCUAAGAAGAGCAACUUCCGUCACCGUCCCAUCGCUCUCGGUGUUAACGGCCUGGCUGAUGCUUUCCUUGCCCUGCGUCUGCCCUUCGACUCGCCCGAGGCCAAGCAGCUGAACAUCCAGAUCUUCGAGACCAUCUACCACGGUGCCCUGACUGCCUCCGCUGAGAUCGCCAAGCAGCUCGGUCCCUACGAGACCUACCCCGGCUCCCCUGUCUCGCAGGGUAUCCUGCAGUACGACAUGUGGGACCGUACCCCUACUGAUCUGUGGGACUGGGCUUCUCUGAAGGCCAAGAUUGCCGAGACUGGUGUCCGCAACAGUCUGUUGGUCGCUCCCAUGCCCACUGCCAGUACCAGUCAGAUCCUGGGCUUCAACGAGUGCUUCGAGCCUUACACCUCCAACAUCUACUCACGCCGUGUCCUGGCUGGUGAGUUCCAAGUUGUCAACCCCUGGCUCCUGAAGGAUCUGGUCGACCUUGGCCUGUGGUCCGACAACAUGAAGAACCGCAUCAUCGCCGACGGUGGCUCUGUCCAGAACAUCCCCAACAUCCCCGCCGAUAUCAAGGCUCUUUACAAGACCGUGUGGGAGAUCUCCCAGCGUAACAUCCUGCAGAUGGCUGCCGACCGUGGUGCUUUCAUCGAUCAAUCCCAGUCUCUCAACAUCCACAUGAAGGAGCCUACUAUGGGCAAGAUCACCAGUAUGCACUUUGCAGGCUGGAAAAUGGGCCUGAAGACCGGCAUGUACUACCUGCGUACCAUGGCCGCCUCUGCCCCCAUCCAGUUCACCGUUGACCAAGAGGCGCUUAAGGUUGAGGAUACCAACAUCGCCCGUUCCAAGAAGCGCAUUGGUGCUGUUGCCUCCUCUUACUCCGCUGUGCCCCGUUCCAACGAUGCCGAGGUCCCUGCUAUGGUCGCUCCCAGCCACGAGAGCCCCCGCACUGUGGUUCCUGCACCCGUUGUCGCUCCUGUCGAGGUUGCUCCGGCCGCUGACGCUGCUCCUGAGGCGGCCGAGGAUGAGACCGCUCAAGGUGACAUUUUCUCUGACGCUGUUCUCCAGUGCAGCAUUGAAAACAAGGAGGCUUGCCUCAUGUGCCAGGGCUAA
Molecule: messenger RNA, 2571 nt
Organism: Penicillium odoratum
Lineage: Eukaryota; Fungi; Ascomycota; Eurotiomycetes; Eurotiales; Aspergillaceae
Product: ribonucleotide-diphosphate reductase subunit RNR1
Exons: 3
Coding region: 1-2571 (856 amino acids)
Biological process (GO): deoxyribonucleotide biosynthetic process; DNA replication
Cellular component (GO): ribonucleoside-diphosphate reductase complex
Molecular function (GO): ATP binding; ribonucleoside-diphosphate reductase activity, thioredoxin disulfide as acceptor
Source: RefSeq, a predicted model, not a curated record